Molecule: messenger RNA, 2889 nt
Organism: Brassica napus (rape)
Lineage: Eukaryota; Viridiplantae; Streptophyta; Magnoliopsida; Brassicales; Brassicaceae
Product: nucleolar transcription factor 1-A-like
Exons: 3
Coding region: 450-1325 (291 amino acids)
Source: RefSeq, a predicted model, not a curated record
GUUCGAAAUUGUUUAGCUUUGAGAUGUUAGAAUAUUGUGAGUUUUCUAUGAUUGAUAAUUGUUUUUAUACGAUAUGACUCUCGGCCUUAUACUAAUGUUUCUGUGUUUCUAGGUUUGGUCGGGACAAAGGUAAACUGACUCAGAGGAUCACUAAAGUCUUUACAAACAAGUUUGAUGGUCCCUUCUACAGUUGGACUUGCGUCGAUCAGGACAAAAAAGAAAAUUUCUUUGUUGAAUUUGCAGUUAAGUAUUUUUUUUCUUAAUUGCUAUUGUAUGGGAUUGCAACUGUUUUUAAGUUGCAGUUUAGUAUUUUCUUCUAAACUACUAAACUGUUGAUUUAUUUGAUUACUAACAUCAGCCUUGUCUUAUUUUUGUAGAAAACUCACACUUGGAAUCCCAUAUAUACUGGUGUGGUUCAAGAGAAGUUCGGGCAGGUAUGUCAGCGACGUAUGAAGGACAUGGUUAGCAAGCGUAGGAAGUCUCGAGUUCGACCAUCCUGGAUUUUGAAUGAUCUGUGGAAAGAAAUGACAGCUUACUGGGACACUGCUAAAGCCCAACAAAAAAGCGAGACAACAUCAGCUGCUCGGUUGUCUGACCGAAAUGGUCUUGGUCCUCACAAGCACAAUGCUGGCCAGAAGUCUUACCUCCAAAUCGAACAAGAAAUGGUUGAAGAAUUGGGCAGACCAGUGACUAUUGGUGAAGUUUUCAUCAAGGCACACACCAAAAAAAAUGGCAGCUUUGUAGAUAAGAAAGCAAAGCUAGUUGCAGAGGCCUAUGAGAAGAACAAGCAAGCCAAGCUGGCUGACCUUCAAGCUGAAAACUCAGAGAGUUCAGAUGGUACUUCACACCCUCCACAACUCUCUCUAGACCAGGAUAAUGAGCUCUUCCUUCUGUCCACUGUCACAGACAAAAGAGGAAGACACUAUGGAAUAGGAAGCCUAGAAAGUACUAUUGUCAACGGAAAGCGCAAGCGUUGUAAAUCCUCUUCUUCGUACGUAGACCUCGAAAAACAGCUCAGCGAUGCUCACCGGAAGAUUGAGAAGCAGGCGGCUUACACUGCCAAGCAAGCAAAAAAGCUCAAAAGUUUUUCCUUGGUGAAGAAGUAUCUGGCUGCAACUGAUCCAAAUUUUUUGGCCUUCAUGGCUGCUAAUCAAGGUGAAGAUGAUGAUGAAGGUGAAGGUGAAGGUGAAGGUGAAGGUGAAGGUGAAGGUGAAGGUGAAGGUGAAGGUGAAAGUGAAAGUGAAAGUGAAGGUGAAGGUGAAGGUGAAGGUGAAGAAGGUGAAGAUGAAGGGGAAGGUGAAAGUGAAGAUGAAGAUGAAUUUUAGGUUCCCUACUCUUGUACUACUAUAAUAUUUUGUAUGCUAAUGCUUAACUCCUUAGAGUGCCUUUUGCAACAUUAUGUUAUGAAUUCUCUGUUUUAUAUUAAAAUUUUUGUUUUUAUUAUUGUCAUUGUUUUACUGCAAAUGAACAAAUUAAUUAAAAAAAAAGAAAAUCAAAAAAAUCUGAUUUGUGAUUUUUGAAUCUUGGAGUCGCUAAUAAGUCACAAAAUUUAGUCGCAAUGUAGUCGCUAGAUAACCACAUAUUACACAUCUAAAUCAACAACUCAGUCGCUAUAUAGUCACUAAUGCUGUACAUAAUCAGUCGUUGGGUAGUCGCUAAUUUUGCGACUAUCUACCGACUCCCCUCUAACGACUAAUAAGCGACUACAAUUUCCCGUCUACAUAACGACUGAUAAACAGCCGUAGUUUGGUCUUUGGAUAGUAGUAGUUCAGUCGGUAUAUUUUGCGACUUAAUUGCGUCUAUUUUACGACUACAAUAUACAGUGACAAAAUAGUCGUAAUUCAGUCGCAAAAUUGCGACUUAUUAACGACUCCUCGUAUUAGCGACACAGCAAUUUGCGACCACGUUGAUCAGUCGCAAAUCAGUCGUUAUGUUACGUUUUGCGACUGAAUAACUACGGAUAUUGCAGUCGGUAAAUAAAUGUUUUCUUGUAGUGUCUGAGGAGAGAGUAUGCCUCACAAUGCUCAUCCUGGUAGAGAGCAUAUUAUUGCGGAAGAGCAAAGGAGGGAGUUUUCCUUUGGAAUAUGCGAAAAAUACACAGGAUAUGACAUAUCCAUGGGGAAAAGAGGCUUACAUUGUGCUCCUGAAGUCAAUUCAAAACGAAGUCGCGAAUCAUUUGGAGAAUAAAUCCAAAUUUGAGUUGCAAGGUUAUCCUCUAGUAUUCCUUCUUUGGAUACUAGAGUCGAUUCCUUUGCUAAGGAAUAAGUUCAGUAAGUGUGUACCAACAGUUGAGGUUCCUGGGCCUACUUACUUGUGUGAAAAAUACGCUGAGGUAGAGAAUCCAUCACUUGAUAGGGUUUUACAGGUUGAAGCUGAUACAAAGGUAAGCUUUUCCAAGUAUAUGUUUCUCAGUUUAUUUGGCUUCUUCUUUUUAAUAUGUUUCUCAUUGGUCUUUUUUUAAAUACUCUCAGCUGAAGGUUCAUUGCAUACUACCUUCUAUUCCUCAUGAUCCAGAAGAUGAUAUCUCCAUUGAAGACAAAUAUAGUGACGAGCUGGAAACAGUGAAAGAUGUAACAAAGAAAGGGUACAAGAUUACAGCCGAUGACUGGGAAAAUAGGUGUGUAGACACAUUUGACACAUUGGAUGCUCUUAUUCAAAUGAUGGCAAAUAAGGAGACUGGCCAAGCUUCUACUCCGAUUGAUGAGGAUUCAGUAAAUGAAAAAGUGAACAGGAUCAUCACGGUAAUGGAGGAGAAUCUGAAGAGCAUGAAGGAUCGAAUGUCAUUACUGGAAGAAGAAAACAUACAUCUUAGAGCUCGUGUGUCAGAGUUGGAAGGAAACAACAAUGUUUUUCCCACUAACGUGACACAAAAGGUAAAUUCUCAAAACA